Molecule: messenger RNA, 934 nt
Organism: Exserohilum turcica Et28A
Lineage: Eukaryota; Fungi; Ascomycota; Dothideomycetes; Pleosporales; Pleosporaceae
Exons: 3
Coding region: 33-725 (230 amino acids)
Biological process (GO): superoxide metabolic process
Cellular component (GO): mitochondrion
Molecular function (GO): superoxide dismutase activity; metal ion binding
Source: RefSeq, a predicted model, not a curated record
UCGAGCACCACCUGACCGCCCAAUUGCCCAUCAUGAACACGGCUCUCCUCCGCACUUCGGCCCUGCGCUCCGCCGCCCGCGCCGCCGCUCCCGCCUGCUCUCGCGCUGGCCUGGCCGGCACCUCGUUUGUUCGCGGCAAGGCCACUCUGCCCGACCUUCCCUACGACUAUGGCGCGCUCGAGCCCUCCAUCUCGGGCAAGAUCAUGGAGCUGCACCACAAGAACCACCACAACACGUACGUGACGUCGUUCAACAACUUCAGCGAGCAAAUCGCAGAGGCCAAGCAAAAGCAAGACAUCCAGGCCCAGAUUGCCCUGCAGCCCCUCAUCAACUUCCACGGCGGCGGCCACAUCAACCACAGCCUCUUCUGGGAGAACCUGGCCCCCACCAGCCAGGGCGGUGGUGAGCCUCCGUCUGGCGCUCUUGCUGCUGCCAUCAACAACAACUACGGCAGCCUCGACGCCUUCAAGGAAAAGUUCAACACUGCUCUCGCUGGUAUCCAGGGUAGCGGCUGGGCGUGGCUUGUGCAGGACACGCAGACGGGCGGUAUCCAGAUCAAGACAUAUGCCAACCAGGACCCUGUUGUUGGCCAAUUCCGUCCUAUUCUCGGCGUGGAUGCCUGGGAGCAUGCCUACUACCUCGACUACCAGAACCGCAAGGCCGAGUACUUCAAGGCCAUUUGGAACGUCAUCAACUGGAAGGCAGCUGAGAAGCGUUUCAAGUAAGCUUUGAAUCAAGUAAUGACACGGCUGCAGCAGGAUAGUCGCCGGGUUUUUUGAUAGAGCAUGUUAGUUUUAGUAAUAUACCAGCAAGCCAUGUCAUAUCAACUCUCAUGCAUCAUGUACAAUUGUUCGCUUCUCAUCAUAUUAAAAUUUAUAACAUGCUCCAUAGAGCAUUCAGAACUUUACAUACAAUAGAAUGAAAACACGCCCUC